AAGCUACGUGAAGUUUAGAACGUAAGAUCAGCGGCGCUGCUUUUCGGUCACGCCGCAUGGAAAGUGAAUGUUAGUGAGUGAUAAAACCAGAUUUGCCAGCUUUUACAGCUUAUGAAUGGUUAACGAAGGUAUACAUUCACAAACCAUUGGCUGCAGAAAAAAAUAUGCUGAUUUGUACUGUGAUGUACUAGCUUUUUGAUAGCUUAAACGUAGGAUAGCCUACUCAACGAGGAUAUGUAUGGUGGUAGAGAAAACGUCUUCCCAGAUGACUUUGCUUGGGGAGCAGCAACGUCAGCUUAUCAGAUAGAGGGGGGUUGGAAUGCAGAUGAUAAGGGUCCAAGCAUUUGGGACACUUUCAGCCAUGGGAAAGGCAAGGUGUUUGAAGACCAAAACGGAGACGUGGCCUGUAACAGCUACAACCUAUGGGAGGAGGACCUGCGCUGUAUAAAGCAGUUAGGUCUGACACACUACCGUUUGUCACUGUCUUGGCCCCGUCUGCUCCCUGAUGGAACAACAAGACACAUCAACCAGAAAGGUGUGGAUUACUAUGACAAAGUAAUAAACGACUUGCUAGCCAGCAAAGUCACGCCCAUGGUUACCCUGUAUCACUUUGACCUGCCGCAAGCACUGCAGGAGCAGGGUGGGUGGCUGCGGGCGGGGAUCGCGGACGUCUUCGAGGCCUACGCCUCGUUCUGCUUCCGGGCCUUCGGGGACAGGGUGAAGCUGUGGCUGACGCUGAACGAGCCGUAUGUGUGCGCCAAGCUGGGCCACGAGGAUGGCCUGUUCGCCCCGGGGCACCGGGACCCGGGGGUCUCCGCGUACCUGGCGGGGCACAACAUGCUGCGGGCGCACGCCAGGGCCUGGCACGCCUACCACGCCCUCUUCAGACCCGAGCAGAAGGGAUCGGUGUCCCUGGCGCUCAACGCCGACUGGGCAGAGCCGCUGGAUCCGGGCAGCCCCCGGGACGUGGCUGCCACCGAGAGAUACAUGGCCUUCUCGUUAGGGUGGUUCGCCAGCCCCGUCUUCACCACUGGAGACUAUCCGGCCUGCAUGAGGUCCCAGAUAGAGGCCAGGAGCCUAGCGCAUGGCUUCCCAAAAAGCAGGUUGCCAGUUUUCGCGGAUGGGGAGCCGGAGGUUCUGGGCACAGCAGACUUUUUUGCUCUGAACUACUACACGUCCCGCAGGGUGAGAGCUGUGAGCUCUCCCUCCGGGACCCUGAGCUUUAAGGGCGAUCAGGAGGCGGAGGGAGUGGUGGACCCAUCCUGGCCAGUGUGUGGGCCCCCCUGGUUGGCUGUGGUUCCGGAUGGGUUGCGCAGGUUGCUGAAAUACGUUAAGGACACUUGCCAAGAUCCUGCCAUCUAUAUCACAGAGAAUGGCUUUGCUCAGGUUGGGGCUGUUGACCUGGAAGACUCCCAGCGAUCUCAGUUCUACCAGGACACCCUCCAGGAGGUCUCUAAAGCUGUCCGCGAAGAUGGAGUCGCCGUCAGGGGCUAUUUCGCCUGGUCCCUGCUGGAUAACUUUGAGUGGGCUGACGGAUUCAGCGUUCGCUUUGGCCUGUUUCACGUGGACUUCGCACAUCCAGAGCUGACACGUACAAUGUACCGCUCAGGGAGAGACUACGCCAGAAUCAUUAAGAGGAACUGCUCUCGGUCAACAAUGAAAAACUGAGUGCAGUCUGUCCUGGGAAAAAGGGCCAAUCACGAGCUUUCUUUUUUUGCAGCCAAGUCUGAACCUUUUCGGGUUCUUGUGUUGGGAAAAAUUUUCAAAUGCUGUCUUAAAAAUGGCAUACUCUAAAAAAGGAUUAAUAAUUUAUGUGUCAUUUUUAUUUUGUUAAGCCCUGCAGUUACCCUGGAAAUAUAACCAAUUUAAACACAGACUAUUCCGCUGUGCCGUAUAAUAUGCAAAAUGGCAAUUCAAAAAGUCAGUUGGGAGAAAAUUAUUUCCUUUCCUCGCUUUGGGUAUUUUCCAAGUUAAGCAAGGAACGGUGUAAUGUUUAAUAGGAAGGGGUUCCCGGUUCCAAGCGAAUCUGUGUAAGGCCCACGUAUAGAGUGCUCCCAGCAGGGAGGACCUUCCAGCUGCAGUCCGUCCGCCACAGACUGCUGGUGUCGGUGGUGCAGAUGAGGGCUGCAGGAGAGUAACCUGAUAUCACAGGCAGAUCUCAGCCAGGCCGCGGGUAGCCCCUAUCGCUCACAUGAGGGUUUGUAAAUCCGAUUGGGCUCACGUUGAAUGGAAACACACAAUGCUAGUCAUUGUACCCUGGCCUACAAGCACAUCUUUACAUUCAUACCUCUGCAGAACCCAUUUAUUCCAUUCACCGUGGUGUGGGGGUGGAGUCUACUGCUAUGUGACUAAUAAAGAGGAAGCACUGACUACUAAUGCGC
Molecule: messenger RNA, 2381 nt
Organism: Anguilla anguilla (European eel)
Lineage: Eukaryota; Metazoa; Chordata; Actinopteri; Anguilliformes; Anguillidae
Gene: gba3
Product: glucosidase, beta, acid 3
Exons: 5
Coding region: 235-1668 (477 amino acids)
Biological process (GO): carbohydrate metabolic process
Molecular function (GO): hydrolase activity, hydrolyzing O-glycosyl compounds
Source: RefSeq, a predicted model, not a curated record